Molecule: messenger RNA, 4402 nt
Organism: Cydia splendana
Lineage: Eukaryota; Metazoa; Arthropoda; Insecta; Lepidoptera; Tortricidae
Product: cartilage oligomeric matrix protein-like
Exons: 23
Coding region: 75-3413 (1112 amino acids)
Biological process (GO): cell adhesion
Cellular component (GO): extracellular region
Molecular function (GO): calcium ion binding
Source: RefSeq, a predicted model, not a curated record
GUGCAUCGUCGCUUUGCUUAGUUAGCAAUUCCAAGUCUCAGUAAUGUUAAAUUGUUAUUUUGAUAUCUAUUAACAUGAUAUUAUUUACGUCCUUAUUAUUCACCAUUCAUAUUAUAAGUUCAACAGUGGAAAGUCUACAAUGCCCCCAUACGUGCGAUUCGAAGGAAGAAUUGAACCCAACCGAACAUUGUGUUAAAAUAGAACCGCUGAAUGGAUCAGCAACUUAUAUUCAAAUGUUUGCAUGCGCGAUGAUGGAUUUCAAAUGUCAAGUAGGGGAAAAAGCUAAACUGUCAAGUGUUGAAAAGUCAAAGUGUACCCUCCCGAUAAGAGUGAAAAGAGAGGCUCCCGUUGCAAACAAUGUCGAGGAAGAUUACCAAGUUACAGAAACCAUGAAAAGUCAAAAAAAAGAGUGCCCCGUCGAAUGUCCUAAAACCAGCGAAAUGGUGUGCGCGCGUUGCAACCACGGCAUCUACCGGUCCUUCCUCAGUGAAUGCCACAUACGGAUGUACCAGUGCCGCCAUCCAGCCGAUAGACUAGAGUUGGUCUCGCGACAUUCGUGCUACGGUUCAGCACCGUACAUAAUGGAUGGAAACCGACCCCAGGAUGUCCAAGAAGCGCUGCAUGACGUCGACGUUCACAAGGAUGCAAAGAAUAAGGAUGCUCUGUUCGGUAUGUUACAAGACAGCAACUUUUGGUCGGGCUACCACCGAAAACCUCGAACGCCAAAACCAACAGUUUACGUACCAUGGCCGCCAAGACAAACGAUACCGAAACGGCUACAAUCGAACGAAGAUAAUGGUGGAGUGGAUUGCCGGAUCACCGCCACAGGCAUAGAUUGCGGGCCCUGCCCGCCCGGCACGGAGGCCGACGGGCGCCGAUGCCGACCCGUCACCUGCGAUAGGCGACCGUGCAGUAAUGGUGAAUAUUGCAUGGACACGGCGGAAGGUUUCCGGUGCGCUCGGUGCCCUGGUCGUCAGACCAGCGACGGACGAACUUGCCACACCGCCUGCAACCCCAACCCUUGCUUUCAAAGACGCGUGCCUUGUCAAGACUUGCCCGGCGGCGGAUACCGCUGCGGGCCAUGUCCGCCUGGUUACCACGGGAACGGCGUGCAGUGCUACAGAAGGUCGUGUUCACAGAUCAAGUGUUUUGAAGGAGUCCAAUGCCAAGAAACCACCGCCGGCCCCCGUUGCGACGUCUGUCCUAGCGGUUACGACGGAGACGGCCAACGCUGCGAGCACGUCUGCAACACACGGAGACCGUGCGGCAAGAGACGGUGCAGCCGUCUUAGAGAGAGCCCAUUCUACGAGUGCGAGAGCUGCAGCAGGGGGUAUGAGUGGAAUGCUGACAGCCAGCGAUGCGAGAACCUCUGCGACACACGGAGACCGUGUGGCGAGAGGCGGUGCAGCCCUCUUAGAGAGAGCCCAUUCUACGAGUGUGAGAGCUGCAGCAGGGGGUAUGAGUGGAAUGGCCACUCCUGUGUCGACAUGGACGAAUGCGAUCUGAUCCGCCCCUGUGACGAACUAGUCUCCUGUCGCAACUUCGACGGGGGCUUCGAAUGCGGCCCGUGCCCGUACGGGUACACCGGCAGCCAGGGCUGGAGGGGCGUGGGCGACGAGCGCAGGAACGAACGUUGCGAGGAUAUUGACGAGUGCGCGGAGGGACGGUCGAAUUGUCAGAGGGGGAGGCUGUGUGUUAAUACGCCGGGUUCGUUUACAUGCGUGCCAUGCGGAGGGAACUACUACGUGAACACAAGCAUCUCAUGCUAUGACUCUGAUUUCCACAUCCCGCACUGCGACGUCAACUAUUGUCGGCAGUUCAACGCUGUUUGCGGCUACGGACAGAAGUGUGUGUGCGCCAUGGGUUACACCGGCAACGGAACCGUCUGCGGACGGGAUUCAGAUCUGGACGGUUAUCCAGACCAACAACUCAACUGUUCGGAGACUCGUUGCAAAGCUGACAACUGUCCACACGUUGCCAACUCGGGACAAGGGGAUGCGGAUGGAGACGGCUUAGGAGACUCGUGCGACCCUGACGCGGACGGUGAUGGCAUUAAUAAUAAUCCUGAUAACUGCUGGCUCAAAUACAAUCCGGACCAGAUGAAUCGUGACGAAGACCGAACCGAUCAGUUUGGUGACGCCUGUGACAACUGCCCUCGGCUGUAUAAUCCAGACCAAGAAGACACAGAUCGUGAUGGACUUGGCGAUCUAUGCGACCCUGACAUUGAUAACGAUGGUAUCGCCAACCAAAUUGACAACUGCCCUAAGAAGUACAACCCUCUUCAAGAAGAUAUGGACCAGGACCAAAUUGGAGACGUUUGCGACAACUGCCCCCAUGUCCCGAACCCUUCUCAAGAAGACUCUGACAAGGAUGGCGUCGGCGACUCUUGCGACAGCGACGUUGAUAGAGACUCUGACGGCGUGCAAGACGGUUUAGACAACUGUCCGAACCUACCGAACAGCGACCAGCAGGACAACGACAACGACGGCAAAGGCAACGCUUGCGAUGACGACGACGACAACGACAGCAUCCGGGACAUCGACGACAACUGCCCGCUGAUCGCUAAUAGAGACCAAAUAGAUAGCAACGGUAACGGAGUUGGUGACAAAUGUGAAAAUGACUUCGACGGAGACAACAUUGUCAACGAGGAGGACAACUGUCCCAACAAUUCCCAGAUAUACCGUACCGACUUCAGACAAUUCUUCCACGUCCGCCUGGACCCUGAAGGCGAGUCCCAACAGGACCCCAACUGGGAGCUCAGGGCUGAUGGUGCCGAAAUCAUCCAGACCUUAAACUCGGAUCCUGGGCUGGCAGUCGGCUAUGAUACAUUUGGAGGGGUGGAUUUCGAAGGCACCCUGUUUGUGGACACAAAGUUAGAUGAUGACUACGUUGGAUUUACCUUUGGUUACCAGAACAACAAACGCUUUUACGUAGUAAUGUGGAAGAAGAAGACCCAAACGUAUUGGGAGAAGUUGCCGUUCCGCGCGGUCGCCGAGCCCGGCAUACAACUCAAACUGGUCAACUCCAAGACCGGCCCUGGAAUAUUUCUGAGGAACGCGCUUUGGAAUACUGAGUCUACUCCGGACCAGGUGGAGCUGCUAUGGAAAGACUCACGCAACAAAGGCUGGAAGGAGAAGACCGCGUACCGCUGGAGAGUGAUCCAUCGACCCAAUAUCGGUCUAAUCCGCCUCAAGAUAUACGAGCAGGAUCAACUGGUGGCCGACUCUGGGAACGUAUACGAUCUCACGCUGAAGGGAGGCAGGCUUGGAGUGUUCUGUUUCUCGCAGGAGAUGAUUAUCUGGUCGGACCUCGUGUAUAGAUGUAAUGAUAAAAUACCAACAAAUAUAGUAUCGGAGUUGCCUCAAAGACUUCACGAGAAAUUCGAGGUAGACCACAACUUUGUAUAUCUGUAAAUAAAAUAUUGUUAGCUACAAAGUCUGCAAACUGCUGACAACGCAACGCGACCACCCAACGGGACCCCUUCCUCAGGCAGCGAGGACUGAAACUCAGCCUAUUUGACCGUAGACGCUCGUUCGAUUAACAUCAUACAUCCUUAAAUACUAGCUCUGAGAUUUUUAUUUUUAUGUUACAUUUAAAUUUGAAAAUGUGUACUUUAAAAACAUUAUUUUUAUUAAAUUGUAUUUAAUUUUUGUUUCAUAUUUCAUUUUCACAAAAUAACCGAUUAAAUUUAUUCAAACUUCUUCCCUAAGAACUAAAAAUAUGUUAAGUAUAUCAAGAUAUGUCGACUAGUUCUGUACGGACAUGAUGGUCGUUUUUGUCUACGUGACAGCCUGAUAAAACGGUGUCCGUCACUUUCUCAGUUAUUUUAUCACGUGGAUAAAGCGAUCCUUAAUACGCCUACUGAUGUAAUUUAUUACAGUACUCGUUAUGUUUAAACUCGUCACAAAUUAGAAAUCAUGUUUCUCUCUUGACGCUGUUUAAAUAGUACCUACCUAUUGUAAUAGACUGAUCCGACAUUGAAUCACACUGAGAAAUCAGAUUUUUGUAAGUACUCUAAAUGUAGACUAAAAUGCUUUAUACAGCGAUUUUGAGACGCUCACUUUUUAAGUGUACAAUUACGAAUCUACCAAAAAUAUAAAAUUUUGUAAUGCGUUCAGAUGAAUCUUGAAUACUAAAACUAACACUAUAGGUACUUUUUAUACCUUUAUCCAGCGUUAUCUUACUUGUAAAAGGAAAUAUAGAAGAUUCAGGCCAUUCUUCUCAAUAACGCUACUCUGUAGCGUAUGUUAUUUUAAAGACUAUCCGUGUUUGUAUGGAUAGGUAACAUACUUAGUUACAUUUAAGUAUUGUAAGUACAGAAUAUUUUUGUGUUCAUUAAUAAGAAUUGUAAGUAACUUUGCAUAGUGUAAGUUGAAUAGAUUAAUACAUAUAUAUUUUUAUA